GUCAUGUUGCUAUGAUGUUUGUUCCCAUUCAGACACUUGACGCUGCGUGGUUAUUGUUAGCGUUAGUGUUUCUGGUCGCUUUCAUUAUCUGUAAAUUCUCUCUAAAAUUACCGGGAGACCUCGAGCACAGUUUCCAGGAUCUUAUUCGUUACGGAAAAACUAAAGCAGAGACCCAGCAGCCCAGACUCUUCCCCUUAGUUUAUGUUCCGAAAAGGUGGUUCUGGCAUUUCUACGCCGUGUCUGUCCUCUGGAAUGGACUUCUCCUGGGUUUCUCCAUCCGCACUGUGGUCCUCGAGAAGCAGCUCCCUGACUUCCUGUCAGAUCUUCUUGGUGUUUUGACUGGACAACCAAAGGCUGCCUGGACUGAAGUUAAGCUGACAGUCUUGGUGUUACAAGCUCUGCUGUGGACCCAUUCCCUCAGGCGCUUGCUAGAGUGUCUGUGGGUCAGCAUUUUCUCUAACGGACUGAUCAAUGUUGUUCAAUAUGCAUUUGGUCUCAGCUAUUACAUCCUACUAGGGUUGACUGUCCUGUCUUUAAACACCUCACUACCUACAGAAGGGACCUCUGUUCUGACCUCCUCACAGUUCAUAUGGCACAUAGCAGGAGUCCUGCUGUUCCUCUGGGCCUCACUGCUGCAGCACCGCUCACUCUCACUGCUGGCCAGCCUGCGCACGAGCACCUCAGGUCGGCUGGAGACUUUCGCCCACAGGAUACCACGUGGAGGCUGGUUCGAGCUCGUGUCCUGUCCUCACUACCUGGCUGAACUGCUGAUCUACGCAGCCCUGAGCGUGUGCUGUGGCUGCGUCUCUGUCACAUGGUGGCUAGUGGUGCUCUACGUUCUCUGUAAUCAAGUUCUGGCGGCUCACCUCUGUCAUGAAUAUUACAGAAACACAUUUAAAGCAUAUCCAUCUGACCGCAAAGCCAUCAUUCCAUUCUUAUUCUAAGGUUUUUUUUUUGUAAACCUGCUGAAAUUGUGCAAUUUAAAUAUGCAAAAAUGGAGGAAAGAUCAAUAUAAUGGAAGACAAAGUAGUCUGGACAUCAGUUUGUAAUCAAAUCUACAACUUGCCAUUGAACACACUGAAAAGAGCCAUACUCCUCCUCAUCAUCAUCAUCACUUUCUCACUCUGUUGUAUGAAAAUGCUCAACUUUGUUACUCAAAAGGCAACCACUUACCCUUCACCUAGCAACAACCUGGAAUACAGCAACCAUCAAGCAACACCUUCACAACCACUUAGGAUACCAUAGUACCUGUCUACCAACAAGAUAGCAACCACCUAUCUUUCACCUAGCAACAUCCUAGAACCAACUGGGAUACUACAACACCUGCCUUGCCAAACAGCAACCACAUAACCAUCUGGAAUUAUACAGCAUUCUCCACCGAGCAGCCACCUGCGGUAAAAUAGCAAUCAACUACCUAACAAUCGCUUGGGUUAACCAUAGUACCUGCCUAGCAACACUCAAGCAACCACCUGGGUUCCAACCACCAUCUGUUUAGUCAUAGAAGCCACCUAGUAACCUCUUAGGAUCACUGCCUGAUCGCUCUGCAUUUUCUUUAGGAAAGGCACUUUAGAACUGACUGAAAGCAAAAGUUCCCAGAAUGUGUGUAUGACUGACACUGGGGUCUCCCUGACGACAUAACUUGUGAAGUACUAGAACAUGUAGGAAAGACAAAACCACACUUUUGUCAUUACAUAGGAGUGUUAUGUACGCUGGAAUCUGUGUAUUAUACCAACUGUCACGUAUUUCAUGUGACGGCACUCUCAGCUCCGUAUGUUAGCAAUACAUAAUCCAACUAAACCUGAACUGUAACCACACAGUCGACAGCGUGCCAAAUAAACACCAGCAGUAUCACAUAACAGCCAUCAUAACGUUUGUAAGAAAUACAAAACGGCACCUUUUCAGA
Neoarius graeffei (lesser salmon catfish) is the source of this 1903-nucleotide messenger RNA. RefSeq names its product steroid 5 alpha-reductase 3 (gene srd5a3). Bases 12 to 944 code for a protein of 310 amino acids. The record is from RefSeq and is a predicted model, not a curated record. Gene Ontology annotation, molecular function: 3-oxo-5-alpha-steroid 4-dehydrogenase activity. Gene Ontology annotation, biological process: dolichol-linked oligosaccharide biosynthetic process; polyprenol catabolic process. The transcript has 5 exons. Gene Ontology annotation, cellular component: endoplasmic reticulum. Lineage: Eukaryota; Metazoa; Chordata; Actinopteri; Siluriformes; Ariidae.